Molecule: messenger RNA, 1550 nt
Organism: Microstroma glucosiphilum
Lineage: Eukaryota; Fungi; Basidiomycota; Exobasidiomycetes; Microstromatales; Microstromataceae
Product: putative TIF34-translation initiation factor eIF3, p39 subunit
Exons: 5
Coding region: 380-1423 (347 amino acids)
Biological process (GO): cytoplasmic translational initiation
Cellular component (GO): eukaryotic translation initiation factor 3 complex, eIF3m; cytoplasm
Molecular function (GO): RNA binding; translation initiation factor activity; protein binding
Source: RefSeq, a predicted model, not a curated record
AUUGUCUUGUUGUCCUUCUGAGCGAUUGCAUAGCACCAGCCGAUUCUAAUCACCCUCGCGCUUGUCGCCUGUCCGUUUGUAUUCACUCAGAGCGUCCUGCGCGCGCGGCGGGCUAAUCACCCUUCGUCUUCUCCAGGGCCAGUCGGGAUUUUUUGACUUGGGAGGAACGAGUGCAGGCGCUUCAGUGGCCCAGUCCUUGCUCGCGUCAAGCAAGUGGCAUCCAAUCCUUCUCAUCGUACAAGUCCACCUUACCGCUAAGCUCACCUACGCCAGUCUUUGCUUCUGCUGAUCAUACGAGCUCGGUAGACAGCGAACGUAAGCGCCGCCCAAUACCUCCUUGCCUUUCUCAACCGCACAAGCAGCUUCAGCCACUACCAUCAUGCGUCCCAUCCUCCUAUCGGGUCACGAGCGAUCGCUCAAUCAGAUCAAGUACAACAGGGAAGGAGACUUGCUCUUCUCCGUAUCAAAGGACAAUGUAGUCUGCGCUUGGUUCUCGCACAAUGGAGAGAGGUUGGGGACAUACGAGGGGCAUAAUGGAACCGUCUGGAGCGUCGAUGUGGAUGCCACAUCAACACUUCUCGUGACAGGUUCGGCAGACAACACUCUGCGUCUUUGGGAUGUAGCCAGCGGUCAGAAGCUCUUCGAGUGGGAGUUCCCAACGGCAGUGAAGCGAGUCGCCUGGUCCGAAGACUCUACUCAGAUCCUGGCAGUGACAGAAGCCCGCAUGGGCUACCGCGGUGCUCUGCGCACUUUCACCAUCAACCGGGACCCUGCUUCGCUCACAUCGCAAAGCAAGGAGCCAUCUCGUACCAUUACCUUCUCCGGACCAAAGGCUACCGUUGCAGCAUGGGGCUCAUGCGACGAGUACAUUGUCACUGGCCACGAAGACGGCAAGGUCGCACUGUACUACCACGACACCAAGGAGCCAGAGACCGGAAUCGACGCUGAGCUGGAGGAGCAGAGUCUGGCAGUGCACGAGGGUGUGAUCACAGACAUGCAGAUGAGCAGUGAUAGGUCGUUUGUCAUUACGUCUGGAAAGGACAAGACCGCAAAGAUUGUCUCUCUCAAGCCGCUGCAGAUCAUGAAGUACUACACUACCGAAACCCCGCUCAAUUCAGCAGCCAUCCAUCCUACAAAGCCCUAUGUCAUUGUAGGAGGUGGUCAAGAAGCCAUGAACGUCACAACAACUUCCGCUCGUCAGGGAAGGUUCGAGGCUCGAUUCUGGCAUAUCGUAUUCGAGGAGGAGGUGGCGAGGAUUCCUGGUCACUUUGGACCCCUGAAUACCAUUGCAAUUCACCCUACUGGAAAGGGCUACGCUAGUGGAGGAGAGGACGGAUAUGUGCGCAUGUACUGGUUUGAUGAGAGCUUCUUCCGUUCCAAGGUGUACGGCCCGGAGCUGGACCUGGCAGAGGAGGACCUGUAGAUGGCGCGGCAGUGGUCUAAUGUACGCAUCUUCACCCCGUCAUGUCUGCGUGUGAUUCAGAUUUGUGGUAAUUUCUCUCCCGCUGGCUGCGGUUAUAUGAAGAGUAAUACAGUAUUGUCACCCCACG